AGCAUCUGCACCGUGCACUCUUUGAUACUAUUGCAACAACUCACAGACACCCCUGGUAACAUCCUUUGGGAACAGCAAAGGUUCCACUGAAUCGGCACAAACUCCAUUCGGUAGGCAGGGAGCGAACUGCCUAGCCCUUGAGUCUCCAACUCAUCUGAGCCUGGGUGUACCAUGGCUGCUUCAGAGAAUGAAGGGGAUUCUCAGAAAUUGCGUUUCGGUCCCUGGCUGAUUAAAGAGAUCAACAGCAACAAGUAUGAAGGGAUCCGCUGGACAAAUGAAGUCCACACUGAAUUUCGUAUCCCUUGGAAACACAAUUCCAGGAGGGAUAUUACCAACAACGAUAAUGAAAUUUUCAAGGCCUGGGCCAUCGCCAGUGGAAAGUACCAUCCAAAUAUCCAAGAUCGAGCCAGGUGGAAAACAAACUUCCGCUGUGCCCUGGGUUCCACUAACAUGUUCGUGAUGGUGGAAGAUAACUCCAAGAACUCCGACGACCCCCACAAAGUGUACAAAAUCAAGCAGCCCCUUGCUGUGGCAACAAACAAUGCUCCUGCUACUACAAACCAUAUACUGCAGGAGGAUGAAGAUGACAAGGACAAGCUUGACACCAGACCUCCUACUGUGAAAGUUGCCAUUCUGUCACAGCCUGCAUCUCACAUACAGCAACAGAUAGAAAAUGGUUUUCAGAAUUUAUCGCUGAGAAACCCUCCUCAAGAAAUGGACGGCAUGCAGGCUGGAAGGGCAGACUACCACCCCUUCCGGGAUCAGAUGAACAUCUGCCAUCAUUCCACUUCAAAUGAUUACCCUGAUGAACCUGACCUAGUGGAGAUGCUUAUGGGCCCUUGGUUGCUACCCUUCACUGCUGGAGAGGAAGGUCCAUACUAUCAACCGAACCAAAGUAAUCACCCCCAACAGGAGAACAGAGUGCUAAAUGGACCAGUGGAGAAUUAUGCCCCAGUUGUCCAGUGGGCCGUCGAACCUGUGACAGAAUUCCACCCAGGGCCAAAUGGUUAUACCCCUUCUGCCGCUUUGUUUCUCCAGCAGGACCUUUCACACAGUGCUGCCAUACCUGUCACAGGUCAUCUUAAUAAUACAGCAAGAAACCUGUCUGAAGGGAGAUCUCAACACAGCAACCACCCUGGUACCCAGAACAUCUUCCUGAAUGAAGCCCCUGAUGGAAAUGCCAUUGUCUAUCAAAAUGAGCUAGCAGAGAAUGGCUCUAACCAGUUGGCAAACCAGUGGAUGGCCCCUGCCGCAGUGGAGCAGAUUAUGCUCAACCCCUGUGCUGCCCCCCUUCCACAGGAACCUUCUCACAACACAGUCCCUCUGCUGAACAACACAGGAACCAUCCCACCCAAUCUGGAGGUCACCAUCUACUACCGGGGGAAGCAGUCCCACCUCGUGGAAGUGACCCAGAGCAAGUGCCUCUUCACAUACAAUAAUGAAGACCCUGCCCUCCCCCAGGACUGCAUGCAGGUGGUGUAUUUCCCAAGCCCAGACCAUCUGGCGGAUCACAAGCAGGUUCAUUUCACCAGGCAUCUUCUCCAGAAUGCCAGGCUGCAGCUGGAGCAGCGGAACAACAGGAUCUAUGCCCAGCGCCUGGAUAAAUGCAAGGUUUUCUGGGCCUUCUCCAAGCAGCUGGCCAAUAUGACUCAGUGCCCUGAGCCUAGGCUGCUGCCACGCAGUACAGAUGUGGAGCUGUACAACUAUGAGACGUUCUGGAAAGAGCUGAAGGACUUUCGUGAGCACCGCAGGGAGUGUUCUCCUGACUUCACCAUUUACCUUUGUUUUGGGCAGUGCUUCUCAGAGACCAGGGCCAAGGAAAGCAAGUUGAUCCUGGUGAAGCUGGUGCCUAAGUUCUGCGAGAAUCUCCACGAGAUGGUGCUGAGAGAAGGCACUUCAUCCCUGAACAGUGGGAACCUGAGCCUGCAAAUGUCCGCCUCUUUCAACAGCCUGUAUGACUUCCUUGAGCAAUUCAGCAUGCAAAUCGAGAUGCUGCAGCCAGCUGGCAUCUUACCUUUGGGUAAAAGCAGCUCUGUCCGAAACUGAUGGCUACAUGUUCCACAAGUUUUAAUGUUCU
Molecule: messenger RNA, 2077 nt
Organism: Gavialis gangeticus (Gharial)
Lineage: Eukaryota; Metazoa; Chordata; Crocodylia; Gavialidae
Gene: IRF7
Product: interferon regulatory factor 7
Exons: 13
Coding region: 172-2046 (624 amino acids)
Biological process (GO): regulation of transcription by RNA polymerase II; immune system process
Cellular component (GO): nucleus
Molecular function (GO): protein binding; DNA-binding transcription factor activity, RNA polymerase II-specific; RNA polymerase II cis-regulatory region sequence-specific DNA binding
Source: RefSeq, a predicted model, not a curated record